Molecule: messenger RNA, 495 nt
Organism: Bursaphelenchus xylophilus (pine wood nematode)
Lineage: Eukaryota; Metazoa; Nematoda; Chromadorea; Rhabditida; Aphelenchoididae
Source: the annotation of a GenBank genome assembly
AUGGCAGACAGUUCACCGACCGGUCUCCGCGGUCGCGACCAACUUUUCGCGCAGCUAGGAAAACACUACGGAUUUAAACAUCAAUAUUCCCCGGUAAAUACCCCGCAUCUGAAUGGUCAAGUGGAAAGAGUGAAUAGAACAUUCGCCGUCAUGCUCAAAACCGCAGCCGAGGACUACAGUACCCAUUGGGACCUACAUUUGUCAAAAAUGGUCUUUGUAUAUAACACAUCUCCGCAUGCUACCACCAAGGAGACCCAGUUCUUCCAAAUGCACGGAUUUGACCCAUUACUCCCAAGCGACUUUCUUCGCACCUUUUCGCGACGCCGCACAACUUAUGGUGAAACAGACGUGGCCAUGCAACAUAUUAUGACCAUGAACAACGCCUAUGAGCAAGCCGCGCUACAAACCCACCGAACCGACGAUCCGAAUGACGCCUCCGCCCCGAUACCAUCAGCCCCUUCCUCGCAGAAAAAACAAUCACAAAAAAUGAUCUAA